GGUCCAUCCCUGAAUCUGUUGUCUGUAUAUGGAACUAUGACCCGAGGACAGCGAUUUCUGGUUUGACUUUCCCUAAAAGUAUGAGUGCCAAGAAAAUGGUGGCGGAUUCUACACAGGCUGACCCAGACCCCCUUCCGGCCUCAUCUAAACGCAAGAAAAGUUCACAAAAGAAGAAAAAACACCAGUCCACUAAAAAGAAAAAGUCCAGUAAAAGUGAAGAAGAGGACUCAGAUUUGGACUUGGAUAAGGAACUGUUUUCCAUUGGAACCUAUCUCAACAACAGGCAGGAGAUGGUAGAGCAGAUGUUCCACAGCCUGAGAGGGCCCACACUAAAGAGACACAUCCCGGAUAUUCUAAAGGAGAUGACCAUUGAGGAACUGAAGGAGAAAUGUGUGGAACAAUUAGAAGUCAUGUCAGUAAAGAGAAUUAAAAGAAUACUAGCAGGGGAUGACCCUGCUAAUAUAUCUUCAUCUGGUACGGAAGAUGAAAACAGCUCUGAAGGAAAUAAUUACCAAGAUGAGGAAGCAGAGAAGACACCCCUAGGGACAGAAGAAAAUACAGCUGACGCCACAUCUCAGGCAUCCCCAGGGACCCCCGGUCUAGAGGAGGGGGAGGUGGACUUUGGAAACACAGAUGCUACAGACAGACAAACAGACGAGGAGGAGACACAAAGUGAUGUCAAGUCAGAGAGUGGAGGCAGUCCUACUGAGCAGGGGAGUGACAGAGAGGAGGGGGAGGAGGAGAGUGGGGAGUUAUCAGUGAACCAGAUGGAACUUCUAGAACUAGAGAUGAGAGCUAGAGCCAUCAAAGCCAUGCUGCUCGCCCAGGAACAAAGAGACAAACAGACCGACAAGGACUGAGCCAAGAGCAGUAACUCUUACUGACGAAAGGCUGAGUAAUGGGCAAUAACUCUCACACAGUCUCAUUCAAGACAAUCUGU
Saccostrea cuccullata (small rock oyster) is the source of this 940-nucleotide messenger RNA. RefSeq names its product caspase activity and apoptosis inhibitor 1-like. The transcript has 8 exons. NCBI's taxonomy places the organism in Eukaryota, Metazoa, Mollusca, Bivalvia, Ostreida, Ostreidae. The record is from RefSeq and is a predicted model, not a curated record. The coding region runs from base 81 to 860 and encodes 259 amino acids.